GCUCGGUGCCAAACACUGUUUUCCUCACUUUCUAGAGGACACUGAGAGGACACAACGUGGUCUGGAGGGCAACGAGGAGAUGUUUUGUAAUUAUAUCACUUGUUUCGAGUUUCAUAGAUACAAAGCUGAGUUUAUACUGAGUUUAUUAUAUUGCUGUGCAUUAGACUGCAACUCCACGCGGAUAAAAAGGCAAGGGGACGAUUUAGAUCACUGAGCAAACUACAGCUAAAUCAUCCAUGUAUUUACCAAGGUGCGUCUCUGUGCCACGGUCUGACUUUGGCUCCGUUUCUCCGCAGUUUUUAGUGGAGAAAGGCACCGUUUUGUUGGACUAUAGCACCGCUUCGAGAGGACAGCCCGAGUUGCGCGGCUACAGCUACCAUGAGCCUGUGCAGCAUCCUCCGGGCACAGUGGCCCCGAACCAGGCGGAUCAACCCCUCAUCUCUCCGUCCCCGACCUUUUUUAACCUGGCGCGGGAAGCUGUUUUCCAUGAGUAUGGCUCACCAUAUCCGCCGGUAUCCGUCUCCAGCAAUAAGAACAGACUUGUGUACGGCGGGGAGGUUUACGGCGCUUCCUCUCACUUUUACGCACAGAUGUUGGAUGCACGAAGUUUGUACGGCAAACACUCUGCGUUCAGUCCGGACUCACACCUUCUCUCGUCGGUAGGCCAGAGCAGAACUAUUCCGCCGAGGGAAUUUACACCUAAAAACCAGAGGGAAAGGGAGACCAAAAGGACCGAGUGGAGGAGCUGUCAUCGCGGAGAGAGCAGCGAGGUGAGGGCGGGGUCAGAGUCACCGCGGGCCGGGAAGGAGGGAGAGGAGGAUGCGCUGUUGUCAAGCAGCAGUGGAGGAAACUGCAGCCAACCGAGUGAGUCUUAUAACUGCACAGAAUCCGAUGUGAAGAGGAAGAAGCGUUGUCCUUACUCCAGGCAUCAGAUCAGAGAGCUGGAGAAGGAGUUUCUCUGCAACAUUUACAUCAACAAGGACAGACGCGUUCAGCUCUCGUGUCUUCUGCACCUGACAGACCGGCAGGUGAAGAUUUGGUUCCAGAACAGAAGAAUGAAACAGAAGAAACUGGACAGAGAGAGACUGCAGUACCAUGCAGAAUACUACCUCUUCUGACGCGAGGCAGACGUCAUUUAUCUGCAAACCCAGUCACAGCAUUGUGUCAGUAACACAGGUGGUUAAUAGAAUAAAAGUACAAACAAGCAGACAGACACACAGAUGCAAUUAAAGGUGAACCCUGUAGCUCGGCCGAUUCCCCAAGAAUGCACCUUUUAGCCUUAUCUGACCCCAUCUUCCCUCUGAAGUCAUGUGGUUUACUGUGAAGCCAUUAACUCUGCCUCAGGACCUCAUGUCCUUUAAGUACUCAGAAAUGUGAGCAUACAUUCUUUAUCCCUCCUGUGAGGAAAAAAGAAAAGAAAUACAUACUUUCAACUUUAUGAGAAUAUCUGAUUAUGGGCAAGAUGUUCUGAUGUUCACACUGGUGACUGUUAAUGAGAUUUGUUUGACAAAUGUUGGGGAUUACAAUGCCAAUUUACCCAGAUGUAGAUCAAUAGGUGCAGUUCAAAUCAGCAGCUCUAUGUAGAAUGUGAUCAUUUUAGGAAAGCGAUGACAAUCAAUAUCAUAACAUUUUGUUUCUGUGUUUUUAUGCAGCAAAGCUUUACUAAUAGGUGUUUUCUUUGUUGUUCUUUGACAUUAUCAUCCAGUCAUUGUUUCAUGUUUAUUCAUUUGGAGUUUGCAUUUAUUGCAGCACUUAAAUCUAUCUGCAAUCUUAUACAACAUGAAAAUCUAAACAUCACAUGCCCAUGUGAUGUUUAGAUUUUGUAAAAAAAAAAAAGAAAAAAGAAAAAAAGAAAUUAAAAAAAUACUAACCAGAUGUUGUAAUGAGUGGCCUGUUUGUGUCAAAUGUGUUAAAAUAAGAAGAUAUUUACACAGAUUUUGCUUACAUUGUGCGAAAAUGUAAUAAAAGUUUGCCUGCGCGCUCA
Molecule: messenger RNA, 1984 nt
Organism: Mugil cephalus (flathead mullet)
Lineage: Eukaryota; Metazoa; Chordata; Actinopteri; Mugiliformes; Mugilidae
Product: homeobox protein Hox-D11-like
Exons: 3
Coding region: 237-1118 (293 amino acids)
Biological process (GO): regulation of transcription by RNA polymerase II; anatomical structure development
Cellular component (GO): nucleus
Molecular function (GO): DNA-binding transcription factor activity, RNA polymerase II-specific; RNA polymerase II cis-regulatory region sequence-specific DNA binding
Source: RefSeq, a predicted model, not a curated record